GGCGCAGGUGUGAUGACGCACAUUUCCAGUAGUAACCUUUCCGGUUUGUCCGCUGGUGCGUGCGCGCCUCCUGCCUGGAGAGAGCGAGAGGUGGCGAAGAGUUCACUUUACUGGAGUUUAAGGUCUGGUGUCGGUCCGCCUGGAGUAACACGGUUGUUUGUGGCCAGGCACGAAGCCCCUGUACACGGAGCCAAGAUGCUGAACAUGUGGAAGGUCAGGGAGAUGGUUGACAAAGCAACCAAUGUGGUGAUGAACUACUCAGAGGUAGAAUCUAAAGUCAGAGAGGCCACCAAUGACGACCCCUGGGGACCAUCAGGACAGCUGAUGAAUGAAAUCUCAAGAUCCACUUUCAUGUAUGAGCAGUUUCCAGAGGUGAUGAACAUGCUGUGGGCCCGCAUGUUGAGAGAUAGCAAGAAGAACUGGAGGAGAAUCUACAAGUCUCUGCUGCUGCUGGCCCAUCUAAUCAGGAAUGGAUCAGAGAGAGUUGUCACUAGUGCCAGAGAACAUCUGUAUGACCUGAGGUCAUUACAAAGUUAUCACUUUGUUGAUGAGAAUGGGAAGGACCAGGGUGUGAAUGUGCGUCAGAAGGUGAAGGAGCUGGUGGAGUUUGUCCAGGACGAUGAGAGGCUGAGGGAAGAACGGAAAAAAGCAAAGAAGAAUAAAGACAAAUACAUUGGGGUAUCCUCAGACAGUAUGGGAUACAGAGGUUACUCGGGUGACCGGUACGACUCGAGCGAGAACCAAGGAAAGUGGGACGACGACUGGGAUAGGAGUAAAGGGCAGUUCCCCUUCAGCGAGAAGUUUGAAGAGAUUAGCGACAAAAUUGGCAGCACCAUAGAUGACACCAUCAGCAGAUUUAGAAAGAAGGACAGAGACGACUCACCAGAUCAAUCCAGUGACCAUGAAGAGGAGUGUGGUCGCUCAUCUCACAACGGCCAGUCUGGAAAAGAGUUCAAAGAUGAAGAGGAGACUGUUACCACCAAGAGCGUACAGAUAGUUCAAGCAACAGAGACAACAGCAACACGCAAAAGAGGAGGGGGCCCGUCCAAGAAAGUAGACUUGGGAGCUGCAGCCCACUACACAGGAGACGGAAGCCAGAGCACCACAACCGAACAGCCCCAGCCAGCAGCAGCAGCAGCCCCUCAGCCUUCCAGUAGCGGCCUAGCAGAGCUAAUAAUGGUAGACACAACACCGAGCAAGCCCACUGCCACAGACCUGAUCGCGGGAUUUGCUGACUUCUCCUCACCUGCUGCUUCCGUAGGUCUCUCUUCAGGAUCUGCAACACCAGCCUCUAACAGUAAUGGAGACUUUGGAGAGUGGAAUGCCUUCCCCGGAGGUCAGAUGCCAGUAUCCGCUCAGACUGCCGACACCAGCAAAAAUUCCCUCUUUGGCACCAUGACAGCAGGUCCUGCACCCGUCCCAGUCUCAGCUCCCGCCUCAGCAGAUCUAUUUGAUUUGAUAGGUCCAACACAGACCCUCACCUCCUCCCAGAGCCUCAACUUUAGCAUGAGCAGCACACAGAGCAUGAGCAGCACAAUCCUGCCCCAGCCCACAUCACAGCCCCUCCAGAACAUGGGAGGUUCACUACAACUGCAGCCUCUCCAGCCAUUCCAGCCUGUGCAGCAGGGAAUGGCCUCUCAUGGUGCUGGAGCCAAAGCGUCCCUCCCUUCCACCUGGUCGGACCACACUGUUAACAUAAGCCUGGACUUCUUGGGUCCAGGCAUGCAGCCCUCCAAGCCGAGCCAACCCAGUCUCAACACUCUCCAACAAGGUAACCAGGGCAACAUACUCUCUCAAGCAGUUUCUAACAUGAGUCUUGGACCUGCAGCAGUCAGACCACCCGUAAAUCCCAUGAUGCACCCUGGUGCUGGAAUGGGCAUGGGCAUGGGCAUGGGGAUGGGAAUGGCUAUGACCCCCAACCAGAGCAUGAUGGGUAUGGGCAUGAACAUGGGGAUGCCACAGGGAGGUAUGACUAUGGGGAUGCCCGGUGCCAUGGGGAUGGGAAUGAAUCCUGCAAUGGUCCAACAGCCCAAACAUGAUGCCUUCGCUGACUUCGGCAACUUUGGAAAGUGAUGGAGCUGGAGAGCCAAGAUUGCCAGGAGGAGCGGUGUGGGUUUCUUUCUUUCUAUCUCUCCCUCUCUGUCUCUCUCCGUCCAUUGGUGAAGGAUUGUUAUGAGCUGCAAACAAAGAGUACUUGAAAAAUGUCAAUUAUUAUAAUACCAAUACCCUGCAAUCUCCUACUUUUGAAAGAAAUGCCGCAUAGUGAUAAAGAUCUAAGUGUGUGUGUGCUUGCGUGUGUGUGUGUGCUGUUUGAACCAAUGAUGUGCCAGGUUUGGGCUGGUGGUCAAACACACGCACUGAUAGUGUGCCUUGAGUUAGUGAUGAAUCGGUGAGAAGAAGAACGUGUGUGCCAGCGUGAGAAUGUCAGAGGUAUUUGCUUUAUAACCUCAAUCAAGUGAAAUCACCAGAAUAGCAAAAACAAAAAAAACAACCUAUAUCCAUAGCUGCGUAAUUUUUUUACUUCAUUGAAUGAUGACUUUGGAUAACAUGAUCCGCCAUUUUAACUUUCUAAUGUAGUACAGUUUCAGAUUGUCAAGUUACCUCUUUUUUGUCCUCGUUCUUCCUUUGACCUGUAAAUAGAAGUCCGGAGCCCUUACAAAUAAGUUAUGAAGUUCCUAAUAGAAGAAGCAGUGACAAUGUGAAGGGUUGUAUCCUACAGACCAAACGUGAUCUGAUUUAAGACCUAUAACAAAACACAUUGACACCUUCUCUUUGUACAUAAGUAUCCACACAGUCUGGAUGUGGCUGUUAUACACCUUUAUGUAACAGUGAUCUGUCGGCAGCGCUGCAGUAACGUCAUGAGUGUUUGGAGUGAAAGCUGUUGAUUAAUAUGUAGGAGUUUGUCCUUGAACAGCCCAUCAUUUUGUGGCCUUUCAUUUUGGUAUAUAUAAAUAUAUAUCUAUAUAUUUUACCUAAGAGAAAUAUUAUAAUCAGUUUGCAUCCAAAUGAGAUAAUCAGUAGGUAGAAAGAGCCUCAUACAGGGGGGUGUGCAGGUUCAUUAUUACAGCACAGAGUGCCUGAGAGACCUUUGCCUUUUCUCUUCAGUUCCACUCUUUGGAGGAGACAAUGUGAGUGUUCAGUGUUGAGGAGGGCGACCAGAACCGAGAUUCUGUUCGAUGUACAAAUGUGUUUGUACUUACACCUCAAGUCGUUGUCUGUAGAUGAGUUUUUUUUCCUUAUCUUAAUUGAAGAGCAUGGUCUUGAGGUUUGAGAGCACUUACAGAUUUCACAUUCAGAUAUCGUGAUCUUUUCAGUCAAAACCAUACUUUGACCUCAAAUCGUCCCUGUGUGCUUAGAUUUGCUCAGCUUGUGCUUAAAUUGUGCACCUGCUCUCAGAUGAUUUGUUGCUGGGACAGACUUUCUGCGUUCCAGCUUCCACGGGUGGUUACUUACUUUGAUACAACUUUGUUAUAUUCAUGCACAGUACAGCUAACACCACCACAACGAGGGGCGGAACCACUUUAUUUGUCAACAAUACACCCGGCAAUUUAUUGGUUGGAGAAUUUUGAUAGAAUUGUUGCACUUGCUGGAAGAAAAAAUCUAAGAGCAGAGGAGAAUCCGAGAGCAGAGGUUUCAUAGAAGCAGCUUCGGGUGGUAGGAGAAACGAUGAAGCUGGAAUAUCGGGAAUUUUAGGGUACAAGCGCACAAUCUGAGCACAAGCAGGGGCUAUUUGAGUGCAAGUGCAGGGUUUUGAGUGGAAGCAUUCCAAAAUCUGAACGUGAGAUCAACAAGUCUAGCUUUCAAACUGAAAGACCACACUAUAAAGAUAGUAGAAAACAUCUGUACAGAUAUCAGGAGCAGCUGUGUGAGCGUUUCAAUUGUUCUAUCCCAUGCACAUCUGCAUUGUUAGGGCCAGUGAUUACUUCAGUUCUCUAUGAAAGUGGCACCUCCAGUGUUGAUGCAGACUGUUAUUGAGAUGGUAUCACAAAUCUCUCUGUCUAUUUAAAUGUUCCAACGGUGCAUCUCGGAUAAUGCUGCCUUCUCACCUUCCAUCUUAAUUAAUGUUACACAUUAAACACAGCAAUCUUGAAAACAUUGUCAUUAGUCCAAGUCUAUAUGUAUAGCGACUCAUCAGGUACAGAAAACUGUGAGAGGAAAGAGAGCGAGACGCAGUAAGUUAAUUGUGGUUGAAAGAGGAUGUGUUGUGUAACAGACAAUGAAGAAUCCUGUUCAGCUGUACAGCAGCUACGUGAUCCGUGAGAUUCAAGUGCCUGCCGGCAGUUGCCUCCUGACCCUUGUAAUGAGCGAUUGAUAAUAAGUAACUCUCGGCUGCCUGACAUAUUUGGUAUGUCAACGACGAGCUAAAUAAUUCACCAGCCAGAGGAGCAGGCGGUGGAUUCUGGUGCCCCAGGAGGAUAGAAGUUGUGCUUCCCUGCUCUCCAAGGGCUCGACAAGCUGAGCACACUAACACAUAGUAGCCUUGCAUUGGAGUCUGAAGCAUUUAAAUGACCAAAAUCUGUUUGUUGUUUUAUUAAACUAUUUCAGUAGAUUGUUUUAUGCGUUUUUUUGUUUUUUUUUUACGUCAAAUCAUUUUGAUCUUCUUUAAAAUGGGAUUGUUACUGAAACACUAGUAUAUGCAAAUGUACAAAAAAGAUUGAGAAUCCUUUGAGAGAAAAUAAAUUUUGCAUCAUUCCCAUUUUGAUUUGAUUUACACAUCGAGAUUCUUUAUCUACAACAUUAAACAGUUGAUUGAAA
Paralichthys olivaceus (Japanese flounder) is the source of this 4755-nucleotide messenger RNA. It is a transcript of the gene clint1a, whose product is annotated as clathrin interactor 1a. Gene Ontology annotation, cellular component: clathrin vesicle coat; endosome; plasma membrane. Lineage: Eukaryota; Metazoa; Chordata; Actinopteri; Pleuronectiformes; Paralichthyidae. The record is from RefSeq and is a predicted model, not a curated record. Gene Ontology annotation, molecular function: clathrin binding; phospholipid binding. Gene Ontology annotation, biological process: endocytosis.